AUGGCCACGCUGCUCCGUAAAAUCGGGCUCAUCCGCCUGCACAACCGGGACACCGAGGACCCCAAGCACCACCACAACCACCGCGGCGGCGGCGGCGGCCCGCAGAGCGCGUCGCUGCGCGGCAAAGGCGGCGCCAAGAGCGGCGGCCACAAGCAGCAGCAGCAGCAGCACCCCGGGGGCGCGGGCGACUCGAGCCCGGGGCCCGGCAAGGGCAAGGGAAAGCGCGCGGCGGAGCUGGCCCCGCGCGACAAGCCGCCGCAGCCCGCGGCGGGGGCGGCGGGGGCGGCGAGCGCCGGGGGCCCCCGGGAGCGGGCAGCGGGCGCCAGGGCGGGGCCGGGCCCCGCGGUAGCGGCGGCGGCCGCGGGCGGCAGCCUGGUGCCCGCCGCGCGCCAGCAGCACUGCACGCAGGUGCGCAGCCGGCGGCUCAUGAAGGAGCUGCAGGACAUCGCGCGCCUCAGCGACCGCUUCAUCUCCGUGGAGCUGGUGGACGAGAGCCUCUUCGACUGGAACGUGAAGCUGCACCAGGUGGACAAGGACUCGGUGCUGUGGCAGGACAUGAAGGAGACCAACACCGAGUUCAUCCUGCUCAACCUCACCUUUCCCGACAACUUCCCCUUCUCGCCGCCCUUCAUGCGGGUGCUCAGCCCGCGCCUGGAGAACGGCUACGUGCUGGACGGCGGCGCCAUCUGCAUGGAGCUGCUCACGCCCCGCGGAUGGUCCAGCGCCUACACAGUGGAGGCCGUCAUGCGCCAGUUCGCCGCCAGCCUGGUCAAGGGCCAGGGACGGAUCUGCAGAAAAGCUGGCAAGUCAAAAAAGUCCUUCAGUCGCAAGGAGGCAGAAGCCACCUUUAAGAGUUUGGUGAAGACUCACGAAAAGUACGGCUGGGUCACCCCGCCCGUGUCUGACGGCUGACCGCCCGUCCGCGCCCCGCACCGACUCCCGGACCCCCCACCGCUGCUCACCUCCAUCCUUUUCUACUCCAGCCAGAACUGCAUCCCGAAUGCCGAGGAGGCGUUAGGUCAUUAAUGAACAGGCCUGUUGACAGAGAGAGGGAGCGAAGGCCGCUCAGGAUGGCGUUUCAGUGAUGAGUGAAUGGUCAUCUCCAAGCUGCUUUGUCCACCGCCCAGAUGGUGACGUUCCCAGCCCGCCCCCCGCCCUUCCCAGCACAUGGCCCCCGCUUCCUCCCAUGACCGGAGCUCCAGCGAGCAGGCGGGACCCUCAGUGCUCUGCCAGCUGCAGCCCCAGGUCAAUGGCGCCGUUCCUACUUCCCAAGAGCACCUCCCACGACGGGCCGGCCGGCCCUUUGCUGUGCUCUGUAUCUGUGUCCCUCUUCCUGGCAGGUCAACACAACCUGAAGACAUGUCUUUCUUCCCGUGGCCUCUGGUCUGCUGCGACAACAUUUAGACCUCAUCCGUGCUGUGACCUUCGGCUCAUGAAAACAGACUUAAUGUGGCCAGGUUCUAGUGAAUUAAAACUUCAGCUGCCCACUUGGUGACCAUUGCUCGCUAUGCUGAUUCUGUGGUGUGCUGCUGUUCCCAGAUCAACCAGUGCCCUUCCACAAGAGAGAGACAGGGACGCUGCAGCCUCCAGGGUGGACGAGGGCCGGCACACCAGGUGCACCCCUGGGGCUCAGCAGUGACAGAGACGGCAGCGUUGGCAGAGAUGAGGAGGCACUUCCGCCUGCGACAGUGCAUUGGUGCCCCUGUCACUAGAAGCAAAGGCAGUUUCCCACUAACGGCCGUCAUCUGACACGCUGGACUGUGUGCGCUUGUGACGGGGACGCAGCUGCCAAAGGAGUGAUCGUGCGUGACUUGCAUGGCCGGGUCUGUUUCCUCCCCCAGUAGUCACUGUGUGUCCCCCACGGUUGAGACGCGGGCACCUCGUGUGGUGUAAACCUCCUGUUAUUUAAUCUCCCGCCGUUCCAUUUUUCUCUUCUGUUAAGUUACUUAGAACUUUCUAAGAAACUCCAUGAAAUGAGGGAAUACUGUUUAUAACUACUUGCAGAAAGAGGUAAAAUGUUCAUUCCAAGUGGAAAAUCUGAUUGGACACAUUUUAAAUAAAAUCAUGCAUACCUGAUACACUGACUCAAGAAUCCAAUCAUUGUGAGCUAGCCUUCCAUCUAAAAUAUUUAAUCUGCUUUAUAAAAUUUUAAUUUCUCAAAGGCCGCGAACACCAAAAGUUGUGCCUCAGGAGCAGCACCUCACAGCCAGGAUUUGCAGUCUUAGGAACCCAUAGUCUUUGCAAAAAUCUCACGGGUCAAUACAGUCCCAAGGGGCAGCCAGAGGGCUGAGUAGACUCUAGCUGAAAGCCCUGCAGGAGGACUGGUCGAACCCGACACUGACCACUCACGUUCUCCUGCGGGAGAGGAAGAGACUGCUUCUGGGUGGUCACCAACAGCUCUUCCGGAAGUUUGGCUACUCAGGUUGCUGUUCGCUUUGUUCAAGGGUUUGGGGGACCCGAGAGGCUUCGCCUCAAUUGACAAGGUCUGCUCCUCCCAGGUUGACUGGGGAUCAACAAAAUCUAUCCUUUAUUGUUGCUUUUAUUUCCCUACCCUUCCUCAUUUGCCCUGUAUACACAAAUGCAGCAUCCAGGCUAAAAUGACACACUUGAGAACACCUGACCUCUUGCUCAGGUUCCCUGUGAGCUACCGUGGUCAGGACACUCGAUGACAGUGCACUUGUGGCAUUACCUAUCUGAUCCCCGAGGUGGAAUUCUUCAGGCUGGAAACCAGCGGGGGACUGAUGGUCUUUGGCCCCUGGGACUGUUGGCUGGGAUGGAAUUACUCUGUGGACUUUGAAGACCUAGGCAGAGACUUCUUCCUGGCUCAGGAGAGCACUUGAGUUUAGCAAUGUCCAGGUAAUAUAAUAUUGAAAGCAACUUAAAAAAAAAAAAAAGUAUAUAUCCAAUGCUGAGUCAAUUUAUUUUUUAUCAGCUGAUGGAAAAUGGUCU
Molecule: messenger RNA, 2949 nt
Organism: Sciurus carolinensis (gray squirrel)
Lineage: Eukaryota; Metazoa; Chordata; Mammalia; Rodentia; Sciuridae
Gene: Ube2ql1
Product: ubiquitin conjugating enzyme E2 Q family like 1
Exons: 2
Coding region: 1-912 (303 amino acids)
Source: RefSeq, a predicted model, not a curated record